Messenger RNA from Iphiclides podalirius (scarce swallowtail), 2100 nucleotides. The record is from the annotation of a GenBank genome assembly. NCBI's taxonomy places the organism in Eukaryota, Metazoa, Arthropoda, Insecta, Lepidoptera, Papilionidae.
AUGGGUUCGGAUAAAGUACCAUUACUAUUAGUGACUGCCAACGUUGGAUCCAUAUUCGAAGACCCGUCCGUGAUGCUGCCAAUCUGGACAUCGGAGUUCCUGCAGGCGGUCUCCCGCAUGGACCCCAAGUUCAUCGCCCUCCACCUGCAAGAGGUAGGCGGGAAGGCGUACGAGAGGUCGAUGCAGUACGUCCAGGACUUUGUUCAGCGGCUGUGCGACUGCCCCGAGCUGAGGCUGUUCGACAAGGUCCGGAUCUUCCUGGACGAGGACUUCAGCUCGCCGGAGAAGUUCACGGCAUUAGGCAAUAUGUACUUCGCGCAUUCCACUCUCACCGACAUCAAGAUCUGGGACUUCGACGCGAAGAGCUACGUCGACGUGGUGGGUAAGGAGAUCAACAGCGGCAACAUUGAGAAAGUGACAACCAAAGAGAAAGCGAAAUUUCCUCAACAUUUCUUCCCCGAGUGCAAAUGGUCUCGCAAGGGCUUCCUGCGCACUCGAUGGUUCCUGCGAGGCACCGCGGUGGAGUUCGUCAACAUACACCUGUUCCACGACGCGUCGAACCUUCUGGCAAUGGAGUCAUUUCCUUCGGUCUACUGCCGCAGCCGCCGGCGCGCGUUACGUCACACCUUGCGCCACCUGCACUCGGACGCAAACGGCGCCCCGUACUUCAUAUUCGGCGACUUCAACUUCAGAACGGACACAGGCGCCGUUGUCAAGAAGGUGACCGAGGGCCUGGCCGCCAGCAGGGUGCAGGCAGGGGGCGCCGACUCCUGCAAGCUGCAGUACCGCGCCAGGAGUGACGGCAGACUGGUGCUGGCCGUAGGCAAGAAGGAGUUCGCCCACGCGGACCACCAGAAAAUAUUCAGGGAGCCGUGGCUGCAGCGCUACGACCGCGAGCUGGAGGCCCUCCGGCCGCACCUGUUCGAGUUCCCGGUCAAAUUCCCUCCGACAUACCCCUUCGAGGAGAACGUCGAACUGCCCACCCACUACAUGAAGACCAGGUGCCCGGCCUGGUGCGAUCGAAUCCUGCUGUCGGCGGCCGCUAGACUACUGCUGCAGCCCGACGCGCCCCGCGCUUCCCACGCCUCCAGGAGGUCCGUGACUGACUCCACAGACAGCAGCGGCAGGGUCUCGUCAUCUGACAGCAGCCCCGCAAGGUCCAACUCGCCGGCCAGACGGAAUCACCAGUCCAGCCCCGGCAAGGCGCUGGAGAAGAAGGGCAGCGUCGCCGAGCUGGACGCGUUGCCGCUGCCCGGUGUGGCGGUCAGCAGGAAGAGCAUCGCCGACCCCACCAGCGUGCAGCGGGCGCUCGACGCGCGCGGGGAGGGCGAGGCGGGGCCGGGGCGGCGGCGGCUGGUGCGCAACCAGUCGGAGGGCUCGCCCAAGGCGGAGGCGGGGGAGGCGCGCAGGGCGGGGGAGGCGGGAGGGGCGGCAGGGGCGCCCAGGAGGAGGGCGGACUACGGCGUCAUCGGCGACGCGGCCUGCAUGGGCGACCACAAGCCGAUCUACCUGCGCGUGCUGCUGCAGAGCGAGCGAGGUAGGCUCCCCGGCGUCUGCCGCGCCCCCUGCGCCCUCUGCCCGCCCCCCGCCCCCGCACCCCCCGCACCCCUCGCCCGCCUCCCGACAGACCCCGACCUCUCAGCGCACAGAGCGCCCCACCCGCACGAGCUCGGCUCCCGGCUGGCCCGCGCCGGCUCGAUACCCUGCGUGGAGAUCACCGGCGCCGAGCACGCCACCUGCGAGCGGAUCUUCGCGGACGAGAUCGACGCCUCGCUGCUCAGCCCCGCCCGCCACUGGGGCCCGUACACGCCCGAGAGCGCCGAGUCGCGAACGCCCAACGCGGGCCCGGACGGGGACCGCAGCGUGUCCCCGACGCAGCUCAGGAGCCGGCUCGACAUGCUGCUGAGCGCCGGGGACCCCCCCGCCCCAACGCUCGCCCCCGCCCCCGCCGAGCCGCUCAGCAGCGCCGGCUCGGCCAAGUCGGUGGGCGGCCGCCGCGGCGGGCUCUGCUGUCUCGCUCUAAAGUGCUACGGCUUCUGUCGGCGGCGGGCGCGGAGGGUGGACUGCCGGUGCGCGGGCGGCGUCGGCGGCUGUUGCACG